This is a messenger RNA of Apodemus sylvaticus (European woodmouse), 869 nucleotides long. RefSeq names its product DEPP autophagy regulator 1 (gene Depp1). Lineage: Eukaryota; Metazoa; Chordata; Mammalia; Rodentia; Muridae. Gene Ontology annotation, cellular component: mitochondrion. The transcript has 2 exons. The coding region runs from base 211 to 828 and encodes 205 amino acids. The record is from RefSeq and is a predicted model, not a curated record. Gene Ontology annotation, biological process: regulation of autophagy.
UGGUGGAACUGUUUAAAAGCAGCCGCGGGUGUUGAGUUUGCCAGAGAGCUCAGGGGAAGAAACCACAGCGCAUCGUCCUGAUUGUCCUCUUCCCAGUGACCAAGAGCUGGAGACCCAGCCGUGACCGUCUGCCUCUGGUACUUCCUUUGGAUUAGACAAUCUUUACCCGUCUAGACUCCCUGCCACCCUGACUGCUGACUUAUAGCAGCCAUGAGGUCCCGGCUUCUGUUGCCUGUACCCCAUUUGCCGACGAUUCGGGAAACUUCAGAAGAGCUAUCACAUGGGGCACCUGGGCAGGAACCCCCAGCCUCGCCCAGCCUGGAUGACUAUGUCAGGUGUAUUUGCCAGCUGGCACAGCCCACCUCAGUGCUGGACACGGUCACAGCCCGGAGCCGUCCCAACAGACCCUGCCGCCCAGCCUGGACCAGAGAGAAAAGAUGCCAGGCGGAGCCUCUAGCAGACAGCUCUCCCUGUUUCAGCAGCCUGCUGCCCACACUGCCUUCUCCCGGCACUGACAACCCUCUGGACUGGCUCUUUGGGAAGUCGCAGGAACAGCAGACAGAUGGAAGAGAUCUACCCAACAGGACCAGUUCUUCAGAGCACUGGGGUGUGCCCAGACAGACGGGCAAGGACACAGGGAGGCUGUGGGAGGCCAGGGUACCUGAGCACCCUCUGGGAAAAAAACCAGGGCAGGGGCACAGGACCUCCGACCUGAAAAGCUGGACUUCUAGAAAGCCCCGCCAGGCCUUAGUGUCCGUCGCCAGCUCCCACCCGGGCAGCAUCCUUGGCACUCUCUAUUCACAUCUCCCAGUGAUCCAUGAACUCUGACCCCUCCCCAGAAAAAAUCUCACAAUAAAGAAUAUGGUGGA